Messenger RNA from Pipra filicauda (Wire-tailed manakin), 10457 nucleotides. It is a transcript of the gene DGKZ, whose product is annotated as diacylglycerol kinase zeta. The record is from RefSeq and is a predicted model, not a curated record. Gene Ontology annotation, molecular function: protein binding; ATP-dependent diacylglycerol kinase activity. Gene Ontology annotation, biological process: regulation of synaptic transmission, glutamatergic; diacylglycerol metabolic process; lipid phosphorylation. Lineage: Eukaryota; Metazoa; Chordata; Aves; Passeriformes; Pipridae. The transcript has 31 exons. Gene Ontology annotation, cellular component: nucleus. Bases 5468 to 8389 code for a protein of 973 amino acids.
UUGUGGGGUUUUUUUUAAUUUUUUUGUUUUUAGUUUUUUCCAAGCCACCUUUUCUCCUCCUCCUAUCACUUGCUCUGCAUUUGCUUUGUGAAGCAAAAUAAAAAUAAAAUAAAAAGUUGCAGCAUCAAUCCUGGGUUGACAAGUCCUUUCAUUGAGGCAUGGUCACGCCAGCCCACAUGCACAGCUCCUCACUUCCUGCUCCCUGUUCCAUUCCCAGGCCACGUGCAGAAUUGCUUCAGUACUGGGACCCCAUGCUCAGUGUUGGGGGCUAAGAAGCAAACUUGCAUGUUUUGUUUCCAGCAGCACUGUCAUUUCUUCUGCAGUUCUGAACAAGUCAGAACUGUUCUGUCUCAGUUCCUUUCCCCCCUUCAAAAUACCACUAUCAUCCUCUUGUGAGGUGCAGGGACUGUGAAGGGGUCUGCACAACAAAGACAUAGCUCUGGUCCCAUCCUGUCUGAAAAAGUACUUAAAUCCUUCCAUUAACUGUAAAAGCGGAGUAGCUGUGCUGCGCUCCGACUGGCAAUGACCUGGGUCCUGGCUGGUAGGCUGGCUGUACUUCUGACAGUCCAUUGGCAUCUGUGAAAACUGGUUUGUUUUGUCCUGAUUUUAUGUGAAACACAAGGCAACGGGAUCUAGAAAACAAAUCUUCAUUUUCUAGAACGCUCCAAGUGGGUACAUUAGAAUUUGGCUAUUGAAACAGCUCUUUCUUGCAGUCAGGCCCUCCAUAUCUGGAAAGCAGCCCAAGCAGUAGCUUGGUGGCUCUGUCUCUCACCUCUGGCUGGGAUGGUACUGCAGGACUGACUCUGCCACAGCAGAAGAAUGUGAGGCUUCGGGCUUGCAAAGGUCUCUUUUUGUGGAUUACAAUUUCUUUGUGGAGAGAGUAAAGUUGAUGCCAUGCUGUCAUGACAGGUCAUUGAAGAGUGGCGGGUUAGACUGACGUGGGUUUCGCAGACCCCUUUAGAGCUCCCUUCCCCUGCACACCCACUGAGGCAAGAAAAUGCCUGGCCUUGCCCUGCAGUUUGUGUCCUGGGCCAGAACUAGUUUUGAUGUUUUCCCUGUUACACCCUGUCCAAAAGCAGCCUCCUAUUCCUGCAUCAGUAUGAUGCACCUUCCCCCUCUGUGGGGUGGGGCUGCUCCUUGCAGUCACUAGAUUUCAUCCAAGGGAGCGGCUCCUGCUCUGCUCACCCCUGUGAAACUUCACGCAGCUCCUUAGGAAUUGCCUUCCAGGGAGAUUCUGGCAUGCACCCUUCAUGCACAAUGGAAAACAGGUGCAAGAGGGAAAUUCUUAAAAGGAUGAGUUCUCAGGCUUUGAUGCCUUAUCACUGACGUGGCCAGAGCAACCAGAACCCCCUUCCAUCAGGAGAAAAUUCCCCUCCAUCUUGACAAAUCCUCCUAAUUCUGCAGUCUACUAGAUAAUUCUGAGCUGCUCAAAGCAGGCACAUUAGGAUCUUUUGAUCCCUGGUAUGCCUCUUGAAAUGCGGCCAGCCAAUCACAUCUACCAGUUUGGCUACAGCAGAAUUAGAGCAGAACAAGAGAAUUAGCAAAGCAAGAGUCACCUUCUUUACAAGUCACCUUCAGCCUCACUCAGUUGUGCUUGGUCUGCUCCAAGUGCCUCCAGUCAAGCUUUGCCAUGCCAAAAUGGGCUUUUGCUCAUUUAGGGUCACAUUUCUAGGAAGCCUAUGCACUCUCGACACUUACAACCCCUGAGCAAAGGAGCACUAACGGAACAUGGACUUCGUUUUUCAGAGACAAAUUAUUCCUGACCAGGCCAAUUGAAAAAAGAAAAAAAAAAAAGAGAGAGAGAGAGAGAAAAUAAUUGGUUUUUGAGGCACGCCACUGCCAAGCAGGUCACUGGCAGUGCAUAGCAGCAGCCUUGUGGGUAUGUUUUGUUCGUUAAAGAAGGACAAGUCCUGUUAGGGAUCUCAGGAGAGUAUCCCCACUCUCCAAGCCCAGCACGAUCCCUCUUGCUGUUCCCAUUUGGGAGUGUGCUAGCAAUCACAUGGAUCCAUCAUGUGAUCAGCAGGCUUUGGUCCUGCUGCCUGGCAAGGAGCCUGGGCUUUGGACACCUUCUGGGGAGAAUGGGGAGGUCACACCUCCUGAUACUCCACAGGUACUGAGGGCUUGUUAACAGCAAUGGCACCUGCAUGGACACAGACCCAGCCUGCCUCAACAAAUCUGUGUUGAUUUUCUAAUCUGGUGGCUGGAAUGGGGCUUAGAGGUGAGCAGGGCAGAGGUUCCUCUUCUUCUGCCCAGGGGAGGAGACUGUACCUUCCCAGAGCUGUACUCGCUAGAAAUGCUGCUUCCUAGAAGGCUCAUGCUCUGCCUGUGCCUGCAAAAACGAGGAUGGGGUCUGUAUUGUAAUACCAAUAUACCCUUGCACUGUUCCAUGUGCCAACACAGAAGGAAACCUCUACCCAGGGCACAGGUGAGUGCCAUGUAAACAGGUGACCUGGCUCAGCUGAAGGGUGCCUUGGGUGCCAGGAGGACAGGACUGACCCAACACAACUGCCCAGCCACAUUGUCCCCAGGCAGCAUCUGCCUGCUUUUCCCAGGUCCUGAGGGAGCUCCAAGUGAAGGGUGACCCGAUUUGUGACACACAUGUGAAAUGUCCUUCUGAGACAGGUGGGCAGAGAAAGCUGUAGAAGCCUGAGCAAUCCUUUACAUCCCCUCAUGCAGGCAUAUCCUGUGAUGUCUCCUCCAGACACACAAAAUCUGCCCUGCCCUGCCUGUGUGACAGCUGUACAGUUUGGCAUGUGGGUAGAAAGGGCCAGCUCCUCCCUGCAGAGGAGGUUUCUGUAGCACAGGAUCAUCCCCCCUGGGAAGGCAGGAGGUACCCACUGUCCAGGCCCUCUCUCAGCCUUGAUCAAAGGCGCUGUGACCCCAGAGCUUUGCUUUGCCUGGCUCUUGGGACAUUUCCUGCAAUAAGGGCCUCUGCUUCCUGCCCUGAAGCUCCUUUCCUAUGGCACCAACACAUCCACCAGUGAGAAAUGCUCUCCACUCCUUCCCACCUGGAAGUCUGGAGCCUGCUCUCCUCCAGCUUUCAACUUGCAUCCAUCCCUUACUGGCCAUCCCCUUCCUCAGCUUGGUGGCCUUUAACCAUAAGGGAUAAGACAGACGUUUGCCAAAAUCUCUUGAGCGCAUGAGUGGACCUGCAUCCCCAGUAGCUCCUCUGGGCAGCCCAGCUCUGUCCUACCCUGGCAGCUUGGCCAGCACAGGUGAAGGUGGCUCUCAUAAGUCCAUGGCAAAAGGGGCACUGCCAUGCCAGAGACAGCCCCAGGGCAGGCAGGGAGGCAUUGCCCCAUGGGUGGAGAAAAGAACUGAGGUGCCAUAGGUCCCUCUGCACCAGCUGGGCACCUGCUGCUUCUCCCUUUCCACAGCCUGCUCCCAGCCUCUGCAGUGCCCAUGGGCAGCAAGAGGACAUGGAGUAGGGCCAUGCAUCCAUGCAGGGAGCACUGGCAAGCUCCCAGGUGGGUCUCUGUCCCAGCAAGAGAGGGUGAAGCUGCUUCCCCAGGGCCAGCUCUGCUCAUCAGGGAGGGUUCAGCCAGCAGCAUUCCAGCUUUAAUGGGGAACAAAAGCCCUGUGGGGGCUGCAGGGGCUGAGUCACGCAGCAAGGAGGGUGUGGGGCUCCCUGCCAGUCACGGUUCUGUGGAGGAGUGGGCACGGGGGCUGCUGUGCCCCUUGGGAGGUGCAAAUCCUCCAGCAGGAAUAGAGAGGGGGAGAUGUCAUAGUUUCAUUUAGGACCAGACAAAGGUUAGGUAACUUGAAUUGAAGGUGCCACUGGGCUGUGGUUCCCAGGGAAAGCCACAGCCCUUCUCCAGCCUCUGCUGCUUCCAAGUUUGGGGUCAGGAAUGGCAUGGGAAUGUGCUGUGCCACAGCACCCUGCAGCAGAGAUGUCAUAGGGCCACAUGGAGGUGAUGGGGAGUGGUGGCAAGAUGAAUGAGCUGCUCCUGACAACUCCCAAGGUAAUACAGCAGUCAGAGCACAUUGAGGACGGGUUCCAGCUCCAGUCGUGCCAGACCUUCAUGGGAUGACACUGGGAGUAGGAGUGACGGCAAUGUGUUCUUGGUGUAAUACAUGACUGUUGGGCCCUGUCAUGAUGCAGGGGCUAGCUCUUAUAGACCUGAAGUUCAAAUUUUCCAGUGCCUAGCAGGUAAAGCCUCAGCAUGUGAAUCUGGGGCAGAACAAAUCAGGCACAUAUGGGAGCUCUGUGGGGAUUUCUCACCCCAGUUGGCAUCCACAGCACCAGAGUGGGCAAGGCUGAGGCAGGCCAUAGCUGGGACUGUGGUCACAAAGUUCAGUCCCAGCCCAGGACAAACAGACAAUGCAACUCUCCUGAUGGAUGUGGGCAGAGAACAGAAGGGCCUUUCUACCUCUGGAUGCCAAGACUGGAGAAAAAAAUGCCUUGAAUUAGGAAAAAUCAGGGAUAAUGUGGCCUCCUAAAUGGUAAGGAGCUGAGCCAGUUGGGAAGAGGGAGGCCAUGCUAUGGCCAUACCUGCUUGGUUGAGUACCACUGCCCAUAGUCAGGGACCCUGUGCCCAGACAGGUCUUAUCCAUGUUGGAUAAUUGGACAAAACAACAGGUACUUUGCUCUGCUGGGGCUGCUGUCAUGCAGUUUUCCAGGCUGCCUGACUUCACCUGAUGGCAGGUCCGGUUAAGACAAGUGGCUGAGACCCAGCUCCCUGAGCAGCCUUUGCAGGCAGGCAGAUGCCAGCUGGACUGUGAGCAGAGAGGGGUGGCUGAGUGGUCACCCUCCUCUGCCUCCCCAGACUCCGAAGGGUUAAGUGCCAGUUUCGAGUGUCUCUAAGGUGACACCAGGCUGCCUGCUCCGUGCAGCUCCCCGCAGCCCCCUCCCCACGCACACAGCACACACUCACGCUCACUUUCUGCUUUGUCUUUUGCGAGCUGCUGCAGUGCACAGGCACUUUACUCGCUGCCUACCUCUGCCUGCUGCUCCUGCUCGGCUGCUGCUGCUGGGGACGCUAAGGGACGUGCCUGGAGAGGGACCCUCGCAAGAAGGCAACCCAAGCUCUCUUCCGCUUACUGCAAGCAUCGCUAUCCCUGGACCGUGCUCUCUCCUAAGACCCCUUCUCCGGCGAGCGCUGUGUUUCCCACUCCCUCCCCGCUGCCCUCAGUGCCAGCACCUCCGAGGAGCAGCACCAGCGAUUCCGUGUUUCUCUCAGAUAUUCCUCCGCUUCGGAGUGGCAGGGCAGCAGAGACAGUGUAAGGCUGAGCUGCUGUGCCUGAGUUGCCCAAGCUACUAUUCAAGAGGCUGAUAAAUACCACUGCAAAAAGUUGGACGCUGCUUUUUCUCGUGCUUGUGCUUCCUCAAGGAGUUAAGCCUCGCUGGGAUUGUCCCACGGCCCUGGGGAGGCAAAGCAGAGCAGCACCGUGGGACUCUGUGGGGCAAGACCAGGCUGCCCAAGAAGUUUUGGAGGACUCCUCGCCUAGAGAGACACCUCACUUCACCAUGGCUGAAGGUCCUGGGAGCUGGAGAGACUUCUCCCCUGCCAGGAAUGAUGGUGAGGUGGCCAGGGGGGCCACAGCAAGUCUCCAAGGAGAAGUAGAUGCAGAGAGCACUGGGCAAGCACAGCGCUUGGGCCUCCACAGCAUGGAUCCAGCUUGGGAGGAGAUGAGAGGGGCAGUGGCCGUGGUAGAGGUGGAGGAGCAGUUCCUGCAAUUGGCCAUCAGAAAGCAAGCCUCUUACAGGAAAGCUAUUGCCAAAUCCAGCCUCCAGCACAUGAUAGCCCAGCCAAACCCUGCACUAGCCCUGAGGAGCGACUCGGAGAGGCAGAUACGCAACACUGUGGACUGGAGCGAGACUGCGAUAUAUGGGGAGCACAUCUGGUUUGAGACCAACGUCUCUGGGGACUUCUGCUAUGUUGGGGAGCAGAACUGCAUGGCAAAGCUGUUGCAAAAACCGCUCUCCAGGCGUAAGUGUGCAGCCUGCAAGAUUGUAGUGCAUACACCCUGCAUCGAACAGCUGGAGAAAAUAAAUUUCCGCUGCAAACCUUCCUUCAGGGAGUCAGGAUCCCGGAACAUACGGGAGCCCAUCGUUGUCCGGCAUCACUGGGUGCACCGGAGGCGGCAGGAAGGGAAAUGCCGGCAGUGUGGCAAGGGUUUUCAGCAGAAGUUUGCCUUCCACAGUAAAGAGAUUGUAGCCAUCAGCUGUUCCUGGUGCAAGCAAGCGUAUCACAGCAAAGUGUCAUGUUUCAUGCUGCAACACAUUGAAGAGCCCUGCUCGCUGGGGGCUCAUGCUGCUGUCGUCGUUCCUCCCACCUGGAUUCUGCGGGUCCGACGGCCCCAGAAUCCACUAAAAUCUAGUAAGAAGAAGAAGAGGACAUCAUUCAAGCGGAAAUCCAGCAAAAAGGGGGCCGAGGAAGGGAGGUGGAAACCCUUUGUCAUCAAACCCAUGCCAGCUCCUCUUAUGAAGCCCUUACUGGUGUUUGUGAACCCCAAGAGUGGUGGGAAUCAGGGAGCCAAGAUCAUCCAGUCCUUCAUGUGGUAUCUCAAUCCACGGCAAGUUUUUGACCUCAGCCAAGGUGGACCCAAGGAGGCGCUGGAGCUGUACCGCAAAGUCCACAACCUCCGGAUCCUGGCGUGUGGGGGAGACGGCACGGUGGGCUGGAUACUCUCCAUUCUGGACCAGUUACGGAUCAACCCACCUCCUCCUGUGGCCAUCCUACCUUUGGGAACAGGGAAUGACUUGGCCAGAACACUGAACUGGGGUGGGGGUUACACGGAUGAACCUCUGUCCAAGAUCCUGUCUCAUGUAGAAGAUGGGAACAUAGUGCAGCUCGAUCGCUGGAACCUCCAUGUGGAGCCAAACCCUGACACAAACCCCGAGGAAAAGGAUGAGGCAGCCACUGACAAGCUGCCUUUGGAUGUCUUUAAUAACUACUUCAGCCUUGGCUUUGAUGCACGGGUGACGCUGGAGUUUCAUGAAUCCCGAGAGGCCAACCCGGAGAAGUUCAACAGCCGGUUUCGGAAUAAAAUGUUCUAUGCUGGGACGGCCUUCUCUGACUUCCUCACUGGGAGCUCCAAGGACUUGGCAAAGCAUGUCAGGCUGGUUUGUGAUGGGACAGACCUGACCUCCAAGAUUCAGGACCUGAAGCCCCAGUGCCUGGUCUUCCUGAAUAUCCCAAGGUACUGUGCAGGCACCAUGCCCUGGGGCAACCCUGGAGAGCACCAUGACUUCGAACCUCAGCGCCAUGACGAUGGUUGCAUUGAAGUUAUUGGCUUCACCAUGACAUCCCUGGCUGCCUUGCAGGUCGGUGGCCAUGGGGAACGGCUCUGUCAGUGCCGGCAGGUGGUUCUCACCACAUCCAAGGCCAUCCCUAUGCAGGUGGAUGGAGAACCCUGCAAGCUGGCAGCUUCCUGCAUCCACAUCUCCCUGCGCAACCAAGCAAACAUGGUGCAGAAGACCAAGCGGCGCAACUCCAUGCCUCUGCUCAAUGACCAGCAGCCAGUGCCCGAGCGGCUGCGGAUCCGGGUGAGCCGAAUCAGCAUGCGCGACUAUGAGGCGCUGAACUAUGACAAGGAAAAGCUCAAGGAAGCCUCUGUGCCCCUGGGGAUCAUCGUGGUUCCAGGAGACAGUGACCUGGAGUUGUGCCGGACCCAAAUCGAGAAGCUGCAGGAGGAGGGAGAUGGAGCCAAGCCAAAGACACUGUCAUUCCAGAAGCUUUCACCCAAGUGGUGCUUCCUGGACUCAACCACAGCAAAUCGGUUCUACAGGAUAGACCGUGCACAGGAGCACCUGAAUUAUGUGACAGAGAUCUCUCAGGAUGAGCUCUAUGUGUUGGACCCAGAGCUAGUGAUCACCCAGACUGUGAGCACCUCUCCUGCCAUGCCCGACCUCGUGGACUCAUCUGCCACACCCCCUGGGCACCACUUUGCAUUCCCUUCCUCUUCCUCCUCUCCACCCUCUUCUCCUGCCCCCAGCGCUGAGCCUGAGCACUGCCUCCCACACAGAGAUGAUCUUCUAAUAGAAGCUGCCAAGGGUGGCAACUUCAGCAAGUUCCAAGAGCUGCAUCGAGCUGGAAGAGACCUGAUGGUGCGAGACUCCUCAGGCCAGACUGUCCUCCACCAUGCCGUCAAAUCAGGGAGCAAGGACAUCGUCAGAUACAUCAUCGAGAACGCCCCUUCAGAAAUCCUUGAUGCCACAGAGGAGGAGAACGGUGAAACCAGCUUGCACCAGGCUGCAGCCUUACGCCAGCGCACUAUCUGCCACUACAUCGUGGAGGCCGGGGCUUCGCUCAUGAAGACAGACCUGCAGGGAGACACCCCAAAGCACCGUGCUGAGAAAGCCAAUGACCCUGACUUAGCUGCCUACCUCGAGAACCGACAGCACUACCAGAUGAUCCAGCGGGAGGACCAGGAGACAGCUGUGUAGUGCUUGGCGUGCCUUAGCCCAAGCCAGCUUGGGUAGGACAAGAGGACAAUGCCAACUGACAGAGCUAUGAGUCUGGCCCAACCCUCCCUAGAUGUCAACCUGGUCCUUGGAGAUGGAUACAGCAGAGUUCUGCCCCAGGCUGGACUGGGACUCUGUUUAUGAGGACAGUGGGUAUUUCGGACUUGAAGCCUGAUUCUUUGUGCAUCCACUCCUUCACCUCUCAUUCACCACAUUCCCUGCCCUAGAUGGGCUCUAUCCCCUGGCCAUAUUGAGGCAAGCCAGGCUGAAACCCCCAGUCACUCUUGUGCACGGGAGUAAUGCCAGUGCCCCCUCUGCAGGCUCCUGCCUAUGAUCCUUGUGGGAUAUCAUUCCUCAGCCCCUCUCUCUGCUGGCAGUGCCCCUCUUUUAGGUGCUUGGCUACGUUCAGGUCCUGUUCCUCCUCUCCUGUCUGGCACAGCUGCAGGAGGCACAGGUUCUGCAGGCAGACAGCAGAGGCCAUGAGCCUCAGACUUUGCCACAAGGGAAGCAGCACAACUUGCUGCCCCUGCCUCUUCUGGCUCAGGGUAUGGACGGCACAGAGGAAGGCUACCAAGCCGUCCCACCAUCCUUCCCUCCACAGGGCUGGGUGGGACAGCUCGCACACCCAGUGUCUGCUGGGCAUCUCUCUGUGAGCCUACUGCAGCAUGUAGCCAUGGUGGAGAGCUACUUGACCCUGAGUAGUGCCUGUGGUGAAGCCUGUUAUAUUUCCCAAAUGCUGACUUGGAUUCAGCUUCCCUCCCUGGUUUAGUUUCCCCUUCAAUGCUAGUCUGUGCAUGGGGCUGGAGGAUCAAUGCUGGGGUCAGUGCUGCUCUCAGGGAUUCCCCCCCAUGUCCCUCAACCUGGCAACAUGCAUCUUCUGAGUCCAAGUCCUGCCAUUCCCUAAACUGGGCACAGGACUUUGCAGGGAAAACUUCAGAGCUCACCCAGCCAAGGCACAAAGUCCCUGGGCAGGCCACCAGCUCACUGUCUCCAGUUUUUUCUCCAGAACAAGGAACCUGGGAAGCAUAUGGGCUCCCAGCCCUGAGUCGCGCCUGCAGGGGGGCCUGCCAUGGAGCAUGAGGCACCACAACCCAUCUCCCCUGCAGUGGACACUUGAUGCAGAGGCAUCAAGCCAGCCUUUCAGCAAGGCUUUUAGAGAACUGGCAUUCUCUGAGACCAGGAGGUACCAGCAGAGGAGGAAAGCUAUUAGCUCUGGGCCUGGCAAACCUGCUUGGCACUUUCAGGUGGGCAGCGAAGUGGGUUGCUGUUCACAGCUUGGAUUCUGGGAAAGGAUACUGCUGCUGCCGCGUGGGGUCUGUACAGUCCCUCUGCACUUACACCCAGCUGCGCCCACUGGGUAGUGCCAGAUGGCACCAUUUGAAUCUCCUAAUACCAAUACCAAAAAAAGGUGAUUAUACCACAGAGAACCAGAAUACUCUUCAGGUUUUUUGGCCAGGAGAGUUCCCUUUGAGGAUGGGGGAUACUGUAGUGGGGAACAGAGGCAGAGGGCAGUGCAGAGUGGCAGGGGCUAGUGGCACUGGCAGUUAAUAAUGUUUGCAUCUUAAUGCAUUCAGAGUUGGGAUGCAGGCCAGUGACAAAAAAGGCACUGUCACCUUCUCAGAGGUCCACACUACUGCUCUCCCAGAUGGGACACCCAGCUUGGCCCAGAGGCAUCUACAGCGCCAGCUUCUCCCUUUCUCCCUUAUAGUUUUUGUACAGGUAGUUGAGAGACACACUGUCCCCCUCCCCACCUGGCCCCUCCGUGCAUGCGUGAGCUGAGUUGCUGUGCAAUUCCAAGCCUGCUGGUAUUUUGAAGACGGAGGGGGCGUUGGUUGCCCUGCUCACUGAGGGCAGGAGUUCUGUGCAAUACCUGGGUCUGUGUUUCCUAGAUGCUGUUGUAGGAUUGUAUUUUUGUAACUCCGUGAGGAUGCUGGCUCCAGCAGGUCCAGGGCCUGGCACAAGCCUGUGUUCCCAUUGCUUUUCAACUUUGACUGUUUGGAUGUUGUUGUUUCUUGCCAUUGAAAUAAAGAGAUUGAUGUUUUAGUUCCCA